AUUUCUAAACAUACCUACAAUACAGCGCUGGCUUUGUUCUCUGAGUAAGGAACUUAUUUUUGUUGACAUCAUUUUAAGAAAGUAUUUUUCUUUUACAAAGUUAAAAGACUUUGCUACGCCAGUUUUAAACAAUGGAGGCACUGGAUAUAUUAGAAAAACGAGUGGACACAUUGACACGUAUUCUUGGUGUCGUUCCUGAUAAUGGUAUGGAAGGUGAAUCAUCGAAAGUGACUGCAUCUGGAAAUGUUAUUGACUCUUUGGUAUCGGCCAAUAACAUAGUGAAUGAAGCUAUAUCAGGGCGUGAGAAGAUCAAAACAAUUGUAGAUCGCAGUGAAGAACUAGAAGCAUAUCUAGAUCCCCAUUUUCUUGAGGAGAACCAACAAGUUAGAGCUAAAGAGGUGUAUCUUAAUGCAGUGGCAAAUGAUCUUCACACACAAUUUCAGCAAUUGGAUCGUAUAAAAGAACUGGAGCCGACACUGGGUGCAGAAUACUUUCGCAAUAUUCCGGGGGAGUGCGUAGAUAAGCUUAAGCAAGUCAACGAAGACAACACUGAGUUUGCUCAGCAGGCAGAGCUUAUAGAAGAAAGCCUGAUAUUGGCAAUGAAACGUUACGGCGAAAUACAGAAGGGACUCAUGGACUCCUUGGCUGUAAUGAACAAACGAUUGGAGGCUGUCGAGGAGAAACUGCAACAAAAUAAAAAGGAGCAAAUGGAAAAGGAACUACCCACGAAAGAGGGAAAUUAAAUUAGUAAUAGACAUAUGUAUGGAUCAUUAUUUAUAGCAAUGGCAUAUAGCGAUUGAUAGAAAAUAUAAUUUAUUAAUCAAGGAA
Molecule: messenger RNA, 828 nt
Organism: Stomoxys calcitrans (stable fly)
Lineage: Eukaryota; Metazoa; Arthropoda; Insecta; Diptera; Muscidae
Gene: DCTN3-p24
Exons: 1
Coding region: 132-743 (203 amino acids)
Biological process (GO): cytoskeleton-dependent cytokinesis
Cellular component (GO): dynactin complex
Source: RefSeq, a predicted model, not a curated record